Molecule: messenger RNA, 1143 nt
Organism: Exaiptasia diaphana
Lineage: Eukaryota; Metazoa; Cnidaria; Anthozoa; Actiniaria; Aiptasiidae
Product: multidrug resistance-associated protein 4
Exons: 8
Biological process (GO): transmembrane transport
Cellular component (GO): membrane
Molecular function (GO): ATP binding; ATP hydrolysis activity; ABC-type transporter activity
Source: RefSeq, a predicted model, not a curated record
ACGUCAUUAUUAAUGUCGAUUCUUGGGGAGCUACCGCUUUCAAGGGGUGACAUCAAAGUUGCUGGGAAGAUCGCUUAUACUUCCCAAAUGCCUUGGAUCUUCUCGGGAACAGUAAAACAAAACAUUUUAUUCGGCCAAAAAAUGAUCGAAUCAAGGUACAAAAGGGUUAUAGUGGCAUGUGCACUAGAGAAGGACAUAGAAUUGAUGCCUGAGGGAGAUAUGACGUUAGUUGGAGAAAAAGGCUUAUCGCUUAGUGGUGGACAGAAAGCCAGAAUAAACUUAGCAAGGGCAUUAUACUAUAAUGCUGAUAUCUAUCUGCUUGAUGACCCACUGACCGCCGUGGACGCUCGUGUUGGAAGACAUAUUUUCGAUGAAUGCAUUCAGGGAUUACUCAAAGAAUGCCCAACAAUCUUAGUCACACAUCAAUUGCAAUUUCUCAACAAUGCUACUCAGAUUAUAUGCCUGAAAGAGGGUAGAAUACUUGGAAUAGGUACGUAUACCGAGCUAGCUUCAUCUGGUAUUGACUUGAUAUCUCUAAUCAAGACCAAGCCUACCCAAGACGCCGAAGAUAGCUCAGUUGAUAGUGCAUUAGAAGAAGAGGAAUCGAGUGAAUCGUCUAUGCUGAUAAUACCAGACAAAAGCCCAAAGAGAUCGAGUUCUAUAAAAGCAUUGUGCAAUCGAAGAAGUUUCUCGUCAUUGACUGACAUAGAGCUUAAGCUGGACACUCCUGCAAAUGAGUCCCAGAUAGCACAAGAGGUGGAUGUUGAGCCUGAGGACCGGCUGCGCGGCAGCAUUCCUUGUCGGUUUUACUUAAGACUGUUCAACACAGGUGCAAACUUUUAUGUCCUGGCGCUUUUGUUUAUUCUCUUCAUUCUUACUCAGGGAGCUUAUACCUUCGGGGACUGGUGGCUAGCGCAUUGGUCAGAAACUAACUCAAGAUUUGUCGCAGAGCAGAAUCGCCUGUCUAUACUACCAUCAAAUGCAACCGACUCUCCUCACCAAGAAUUUAAUAAGUUCUUCUACAUUUACGUCUAUCUUGGUGUUGUCAUAGCAACUUUACUGUUUUCCAUUGCGAAGGUGUUUCUGUUUUUCCAUGUCAAAAUCAACGCUUCAAAAAACCUGCACAAUCAAAUGUAUGACGCA